Trichoplusia ni (cabbage looper) is the source of this 3092-nucleotide messenger RNA. RefSeq names its product beta-1,4-N-acetylgalactosaminyltransferase bre-4-like. The transcript has 5 exons. The record is from RefSeq and is a predicted model, not a curated record. Gene Ontology annotation, molecular function: N-acetyl-beta-glucosaminyl-derivative 4-beta-N-acetylgalactosaminyltransferase activity. Gene Ontology annotation, biological process: glycosphingolipid biosynthetic process; carbohydrate metabolic process. Lineage: Eukaryota; Metazoa; Arthropoda; Insecta; Lepidoptera; Noctuidae. Bases 356 to 1336 code for a protein of 326 amino acids.
UCGCUGUCAGUAUAAUUAUGUCAAAGAUACCAGCUGUUUUUAAUAAAUCUGAAGAUAAACUUCCUGGAUGGCAAUUGUUUAAAGAUCUUUCCAUUUAUACACAAUAAUGAUUUAAUAUUGUAAUUAGUGCUGUAACAUUGUAUGUCGAUAUCUUAAAUGUAAUGAAAAAACGUAAGAAAAAUAUCUCACAAUUUGCCGGAAAGUAUCUUAACUCAUUAUAACUUAUAAAUCGUUAUCGUUGUUUAAAACUGAGGCAAAAACGUACCUUUCACUCGACAAAUGGGGUAUUAAGCUGUUGAGCUUGGAAUGGGCAGGUUUCAGUGACUAAGUGGUGUACUCUGUUCCAGUUAAUAUAAUGCCUAAAUGCUCGCUCAAGAACAGAAUUCUACAGCUUCGUGUUAUCACAUGUAUAUUUUUUAUACUAUGUGUCAAAGCAUUCAUUCACUUCAUAAUCACAUAUGGCUUGUACAACUACCCUCACCUACCGGCAGAGGUACUUGAGACACAACUGUUCAAGCAAACCACACCUAACCUGGUGCUACAGAAGAACAAGCCUGACUGUACAUAUGACAAAAUACUAAAUAACCCAACAACUUUGCUCAAUUGGGAGGUACCAAAGAGGUUUGAUGAUUUCUCAGCAAAAGACUUAGUGAAUGGCAGCUAUGUGCCUGCACACUGCAAUCCAAAAUUUAGUGUUGCCAUAUUGGUGACAUAUAGAAAUAGACAAAGCCAGUUGGAUAUUUUCUUACCUUACAUGCAUAAUUUUCUAAGAAACCAGAACAUACACUAUAAGAUAUACCUCAUAGAGCAGCAGGAUGAGAAGCUGUGGAACAAGGGCGUGCUGUACAACAUCGGCGCCAAGCAGGCCAUCCGCGACAAGUUCCCGUGCCUGGUCCUGCACGACGUGGACCUGCUGCCGCUGGACGCCGCCAACCUGUACGCCUGCGCCGCGCUGCCGCGCCACAUGAGCGCGUCCAUCGACAAGUUCCGCUUCGUGCUGCCCUACGACUACCUGGUGGGCGGCGUGCUGGCCAUCACGGCCGACCAGUACGUGGCGGUGGACGGCUUCUCCAACCGGUUUGAGGCCUGGGGCGGAGAGGAUGACGACUUCUCCGCAAGACUUAGUGCCCAUAAGUUAGACAUAGUGAGGUUCCCCCGCGAGAUGUCCCGCUACACGAUGCUGGUGCACCGGCAGGAGCCCAAGAACACGCAGCGCAAGCGCAUCCUGUCGGAGAACCGGCGCCUCGGCGACAAGGACGGGCUCAGCUCGCUGCCCUACCACAACACGCACGUCAAGAACCACCGACUGUUCACGCUGAUCGGAGUCAUGUUAUAGUGGACGACGUUUAUGACACCAAAGUAUACUUACAUACAUUUUCGAUAAUAUUCCAUAGGUAUUUUUGUAUGAAAAUAUUCUGACAUUAGAAAAAAAAUGCCUUUCUAUUAAUUUGAUUCAAAAAUGUUGAUGUUGUAAAAUUUUGGGUUCCCUUUUAACCCGCAUCAUGAAAAUGGUACGACAAUCAUAUUAUAUUUGCUAUGGUAGCAAUUGUCAUACCAGAUGAAAUUUAUUACUUCUGGUACAGUUAGCGGGUUUAAUAGUCAAUUUGUAAUACUUCAAUAUUAUACAACAAUUUUAUUACACUAUGUGUAUGGUAACCGUGUAAUGUUGGAAGCACGUAUUGGACUGUUGGUGCCUAUUGUGUGUAGUUAAAUACUGAGGAGAGUUAUAACAUAGGUAUAUUCAAAAUAAUAUUUAUCUUACUAUAUUGCUUUAUUUUUUAAUUAUCGUUGUCCCUGCUUUAUCAGGGAACGUAUUUUUUUUUAGGUUUUAAAUGAGUAUGGCGUGUGUCAUUGAAUAGAACUGGGCCCCAAUUCCGCUAGGUGCUAACAAUGGCCGAUGAAUGAAUAUAUUAUUAUAUUGUUAAGCAUUUUCCCAACACAACAAUUGGAAAUUCAGUACGUGAAAGAACACUCGCUGUCAAUACAAUGAAUUUCCAAAUUUUCAAUAAGAAAACGCUCAGGAGAAUAUGAAUAGUGUCAUUUUAAUACAAUUUCCAUUCAUUCAUUGCAAAUAGUGGAAUCGGGGCCCUGGUUUUACUUUAGGUUAAUAAUUUAAGGCAGAUAUUUAUUGACUGAGGCUUUCGCGGAACAGGUUCCUUAUUUUAUUUGAUUGCUUUUUAGUUCGAUAUUAUGUUGAAGUCGGGCACAAGUAUCUAUUUGUACUAAGUACUGGAUAGACAAAAAAAUUACAGUCGCACCGCCUAACACGAAUAAUAAAAAACAGUAAAUAUGUGAUACAGCUGUAAUUCCAAAUUUUCCUAAUUCACGAAAACCACAAUUUAUUUUCGUUAUUUUUCGGGAACACAAAUCAAAACAAAUUGCGUAGCUGCGUAGGCAUAAUUUUAAACGCGAGUCAGAUCAAAGUAUGAAUACAUUUACUUACUUUAUAACAUUAGAUGAUUUAAUUGUUACCUAAUUUGUAUAAUUAUUCGUGUUAUCCUCACGGUUCCGAUUAAAUUAGUACUUAAUAACAACUAACAAUAGCUGUAACAGUAGGUAAAGGAUAAUAAUGUAAUUAGACCAUACAACAACGGCGGCCCAUUUAUCCUCAUAUAGAUAUUAUGAUAGGUUGUGAAUACCACACAUUUUAGGUGUUAUGUUUUACAGUAGAUUGAUAUUACACAUGAGAUAGCAUUGCAGCAUUUUCUAGGUUAGUGAGUAUUAAAUACACAGUUUUAGUUUAUUUAUUUCUUCAUGUGAUACUUUCGUAUUUAGUUUACUUGAACCAUACGCUUAUACUGCAACAUUAUGAAACGUAAUGUUAGCGUCUUUCAGUCAUUAAUUUUGGCAUUAGCCUAAUUCCUUUGACUGCCUGUAUUAAAAAAUAAGUUAUAAUAGAUAAGAACAACAAAAGCUGGUUUAGUUGACACUUUUAGAAUAGGUGCCCAAGUAUUUAGAUCUUCACUCAUUCAGGAUUUUUUGUAAUAAAGUUAUUAAAAUUUGUUUGGUUAUCGUUUGUCCCGUCGCGUCCUCAUUACAAAGUCAAAUUUCUACAAUAAGCUUUACCUGCACAACACAAAUAGCAUUCCAAA